CGCCGCAAUUUCCGGUUCCAAGCUAGUGGCUUGCAGCUCUUAGAAAGGUUUCCUCCGCCUCUGGACGUCUUUUUUGAAAACCUGGAUUUGACGUAUUGAAGAAGCCGACGGAAAUAGAAUCGAAAGCGUUCUAAGAUGGCGAACCGUACGGUCAAGGAUGCCCACAGCAUUCAUGGCACCAACCCUCAGUAUCUUGUGGAGAAGAUCAUUCGGACGCGGAUCUAUGAGUCAAAGUACUGGAAAGAAGAGUGCUUUGGACUUACGGCUGAACUUGUAGUCGACAAAGCCAUGGAGUUAAGGUUCGUGGGUGGUGUCUACGGUGGAAACAUAAAGCCAACUCCCUUUCUGUGUUUAACCUUGAAGAUGCUUCAGAUUCAACCUGAGAAGGAUAUCAUUGUUGAGUUCAUAAAAAAUGAAGAUUUCAAGUAUGUCCGGAUGUUGGGGGCACUUUACAUGAGGCUGACAGGAACUGCAAUUGAUUGCUACAAGUACUUGGAGCCUUUGUACAAUGACUAUCGAAAAAUCAAGAGCCAGAACCGGAAUGGGGAGUUUGAACUGAUGCACGUAGAUGAGUUCAUUGAUGAACUUCUGCACAGUGAGAGAGUCUGUGAUAUCAUUUUGCCCCGGCUACAGAAACGCUAUGUGCUGGAGGAAGCUGAACAACUGGAGCCCCGAGUUAGUGCUCUAGAAGAGGAUAUGGAUGAUGUGGAAUCCAGUGAAGAGGAGGAAGAAGAAGAUGAGAAGCUGGAAAGAGUACCAUCACCUGACCAUCGAAGAAGAAGCUACCGAGACUUGGACAAGCCACGACGGUCUCCUGCACUGCGCUACAGGAGGAGUCGGAGUCGGUCUCCCAGGAGGCGAAGUAGAUCCCCCAAAAGAAGAAGCCCUUCCCCACGCCGAGAAAGGCAUAGGAGCAAGAGUCCACGACGCCAUCGAAGCAGGUCCCGAGACAGACGACACAGAUCCCGCUCUAAAUCCCCAGGUCACCACCGUAGUCACAGACAUAGGAGUCACUCGAAGUCUCCUGAAAGGUCUAAGAAAAGCCACAAGAAGAGCCGGAGAGGAAAUGAGUAAUGGAUUCAUUUUGACUUUUGUCCAGAUGGCUUCCUGUGGAUAUGAGAAGAGUAUGUUUAGGGAAAGGAUCAAGAUCUCCUCUUCAGGCAGCUAUGAGUAUUUUGGGUUUUU
This is a messenger RNA of Peromyscus eremicus (cactus mouse), 1185 nucleotides long. RefSeq names its product pre-mRNA processing factor 38A (gene Prpf38a). The coding region runs from base 136 to 1074 and encodes 312 amino acids. The transcript is spliced from 10 exons. The record is from RefSeq and is a predicted model, not a curated record. Gene Ontology annotation, cellular component: precatalytic spliceosome. NCBI's taxonomy places the organism in Eukaryota, Metazoa, Chordata, Mammalia, Rodentia, Cricetidae.